AUUUUGUGCAUUAAACGACAGAAAAUAAAAUUCGAUUCUUACUUACGUACAUCUUAGAGCACAGGAGAACCACUAUAAAUUAGUGCAUACACACACUGUAAUCACCACCAUUCUCAACCCUCUCCCUUCAUUUUUUCUUCUUUCUGCUCUCAAUGAGAAGCCACUACUAAAGAAACAUAAUUAAAAAAUCAUUAGAUUAUUAUAUCAAAAUGCAUAGACACUCCCUUUUUCUCUCUUAUAUCCUUCUUUCCACACUCACUGUUGGUUUAGCAGUGGAUCAUGCAGGAGACAAAAACCAAAACCAAAAUCCAUUCACUCCAAAGGCAUUUGUAAUUCGCUAUUGGGACAGAGUCAUCAAAAACAACUUACCAAAGCCAUCUUUCAUUCUCUCCAAGGCCUCGCCACUUAGCGCGGCCGAUGCAUCGGCCUUCGCAAAACACGCGGUCGCCAACACACUCUCCACAAAGCUGCCGGAGUUCUGUUCCGCCGCACACCUCCUCUGUUUCCCUGAAGUAAAUCCUAGCCUAACAAAACACACUCAGGAUGGAGAAUUCUCCGUCUACAACGACGCUCAGAAUUUCACCAAUUACGGAACAGAAAGACCUGGAGGAAUUGACUCGUUCAAAAACUACUCCAACGGUUUCGAUAGCAAUCCGGUAAACGAAUUCCGGCAAUACAGCCGGAGUUCCGCCGGUCAUAACGAUAGUUUCACAAACUACGCUAUCGAAACCAACGUCGCUGAUCAGAAAUUCAACACCUACGGUUCCGGCGCCGCUGGUGGCUCCGGCGAAUUCAAAGAAUACGCUGAAAACACCAACGUCCCGAACCUCCGUUUCACAACUUACUCCGUCUCAACCGCCGGAAGAGAACAAUCGUUCAACAGUUACAGUGAAAACGGAAACGCCGGCGAUCAGAGUUUCGGAAAUUACGGCAAAGACUCCGCCGGUGCUCAAAACCGUUUCACGGAAUACGGAACGAACUCUAACGUUGCAUCGUCAGGUUUUUCGAGUUACGCGGAUAAAGGUACAGGUGAUGAAGACACGUUCGUUAAUUACGGCGUUAAUAUGAAUAAUCCAACUGAAAAUUUCAAAAAUUACGCUAGAGGAAGUUUAGGUGGGGUUGAAAAAUUCUCUAAUUAUAGAGAUCAAUCUAAUGUUGGUGCUGAUUCGUUUAGUUCUUAUGCUAAGGACUCAACAGGUGGGACCCAGGUUGAUUUUGAUAACUAUGGAAAAUCAUUUAACGAAGGAACCGACACUUUCAAAGGGUAUGCUAAAGGUGCUGAUGCAGAUCAUAAGGUAACUUUUACCGGUUAUGGUGUUAAUAACACUUUCAAGGAUUAUGAUAAAAAAGGGAUUUCUUUUGCUAAGUAUACUAAUGCUUCUUCUUCUUCCACUAAUUCUGUUAGUGACAGUGGUAGUAGUUUGGUAAAAAAAUGGGUUCAACCCGGUAAGUUUUUCCGCGAAAAGAUGUUGAAACAAGGUGUGGUUAUGCCUAUGCCUGAUAUCAAGGAUAAAUUGCCACAAAGGGCAUUUUUGCCUCGUACUAUUUUGACCAAAUUGCCCUUUGCGUCUUCUAAGUUGAAGCAAGUGUUUAAGGUGUCUGACAAUUCGUCUAUGGAUAAGAUGAUUGUGGAGUCUUUGAGUGAAUGUGAGAGGGCGCCGAGUAUGGGUGAGACAAAGCGUUGUGUUGGUUCGCUUGAGGAUAUGAUUGACUUUGCAACUUCAGUUUUGGGGCACAAUGUUACGGUUAGGUCCACUGAGAGUGUGAAUGGGUCAGGAAAGAAUGUUAUGGUUGGUCAGGUUAGAGGGAUAAAUGGGGGGAAAGUAACUGAAUCGGUGUCGUGUCAUCAGAGCUUAUUUCCUUAUUUGUUGUACUACUGUCACUCUGUCCCGAAGGUUCGAGUUUAUGAGGCUGAUCUUUUGGACCCUGCGUCUAAGGUCAAGAUUAACCAUGGUGUUGCUAUUUGUCACUUGGAUACAACCGCUUGGAGCCCCAGCCACGGUGCAUUCAUGGCUCUUGGGUCUGGUCCAGGUCGAAUUGAAGUGUGUCAUUGGAUCUUUGAGAAUGACAUGACUUGGACUACCGUCGACUAAAGUAGAAUCUCCCACCUUAAGUCAAUAACUUUUUAAUUCUAUGUCAUUCAUGUUCAGAAACUAGUUUUUCUUCUUAUUAUAUAUUACAAUAAUUGGUUUUUCCAUUUGAAGAAAGUGUAUUGUUUAUGAGCUUAUUAAUUAUAUAUAUGUGCACGUUUGGAUUAAAUGUGAGUUUGGGAUAAUUAUGAUGUGUCACUGUGAUUUUUUAAAAAAUUGACAUGUUUUAAUUCAAUAAAAUCAUCGUGAUACAUUCAUAAUUUUGUCAAACAUCCAAACAUACAUUAUGAGAUUCUCUUAUGUAAUUGUGUUAUAUAUGGGUUUCUAAUGAAUGAAAGUUAAAUGGGUUCCAUAAAA
Messenger RNA from Trifolium pratense (red clover), 2447 nucleotides. RefSeq names its product polygalacturonase non-catalytic subunit AroGP2-like. The transcript is spliced from 2 exons. NCBI's taxonomy places the organism in Eukaryota, Viridiplantae, Streptophyta, Magnoliopsida, Fabales, Fabaceae. The record is from RefSeq and is a predicted model, not a curated record. Bases 210 to 2093 code for a protein of 627 amino acids.